Molecule: messenger RNA, 1275 nt
Organism: Melampsora larici-populina 98AG31
Lineage: Eukaryota; Fungi; Basidiomycota; Pucciniomycetes; Pucciniales; Melampsoraceae
Exons: 4
Coding region: 1-1275 (424 amino acids)
Source: RefSeq, a predicted model, not a curated record
AUGACACUCCUCAAUGAUGUUAUGAAAGAGGCCUUAUGCCUCGUCGAAUCUUCUCCAAAAAUUGUGACUGCCACAUACAAAGAUGAAAUCUAUAAAAGAUUUUCCAACCCUCCAGAUGUAGACGAGGAUGAUGUGGACGAAGGUAUUUGGAUGACAGUCAAUCGAAAACUUGACGCGUUGUUUGGUCGAGAUGAUGGUCACAAGCACAUCUUAAAAGGUCCUGAAGGGAUUUCUUUGGUGAUUGACUGGGUCAAUGAAGCACGCAAGCACCCUUCCUGGGAUUCACCAGAAGACAAAGAAAAAAAAUUGCAAAAAAAAGGUGGCUUUGAUUCCGCAUCAGAUCGGUUGGUGAAGCUCAAAUUUGAGCGCAUUUGUAGCAAAGUUAAGGAACUCGAAGGAUCUCUACAAAGUGAAACUCGACCUGCUCAAGCCAUACCAAACCCAUCAAAUGGAAUCAAGCGCCGAAUUGUAUCUAACCCGACCCUCGAUCUCAAUGUUGCAAUUGCUGAGGAGCCUAAGCCUCCACCAAAACGACAGCAAAAAAAAACUAGUGGAUCUACUAUGAUUCUGAUCUCAUCUGACAACGAGGUUAUAUUUGUUGGAAGUAAUCUUAAACAAUCAAAAACAAAAACAAAGCCAAAGAAACAAAACACGAUCAAUCAAUGUCCUCUUUCAAAAGCAGACCAGCCUUGCAUACGUUGUAAGAUUGAAGUCCAUGAAAAGGGCAAGCUUCUCAAAUGUCAUUGUGGCUCAGCGCCAGUAACUUUGCGCAAAGGGCGAAGUGAAGCUGCACAAGUGCACUGGAAAAGUGCUAUGUGUCAGAAUGCAACGGCUCGUUUGAAAACCAACACGCUUUUGAGCGCGUACUUUGUAAAAGACCCUGCUGUUCAACCCGUCAACAAGAACAUCAUCGACACGGUUUGCCUAGGUCUUACAGAUGAAACCUGGGUUCGUCCUCGAGCCACUCAGACAAUUGCACAAUUCUUGGAGAGCACUUGUACAAUCUAUCGUGGUGUUGACCGGCACAGUCUUCGCAAAGAACUCUUUGGACACAAUAUCCGCGAGAACGAUCUCACCUCAUCACAAAAAGCCGAACUUCUUGCAACAAUGGACGCACGUGCAACAUGGGUGGUCAAGAGAAACGGUGAUCGGAAUGCCAUCUACUCGAAAUCUUGCGAAAGUACUUUCAAACGUCUCAAGAACGACCCUAUUCAAACCUGCAAACCAUGCCUUGAUUUGAAAGAAGUCGACAGCGCGAAAGCACUUAGAAGUUGA